AUGACUGACCCCACGUCGCUCUCCGGAGCGCACGCCAUUCUUUUGGCGAUUCAUCUCUGUGCCACAGGCAACCCCGCUGUCCUCCCGCAUUUACAAGCUCGAUUCCCUGCCACCUUGACAACCGAGCGGCUGUUGCGCAUUAUCUUGACAUUCUUACCUGAGAGCACAGAGCCCAGAUACUACGUACCUGUGGUGCAGACUCUAGUGAAUGGACUAGUAUCUCGCUCGGACAAUGAUGAUAUCGAUAUAUCGCCGGUCAAAGAUCUCCCAGAAGCUGCCGCAAGGAAACGUGUACGGAAGAUACGCCUGUUACCCUUGAGAUAUCCCGGGGACGAGGAUACUCGAGAAUCAGCAGACUUGUUGGUAAUCUUCCUGGUUCACCGAGCACAUCGCAUCGACUCCGAGACCUCUCUUCAACCGCUCAUCCUCGAUCUCCUGCUGCCGUUUUACCAGCGCUCUCCAAUUCUACGGACGUGGCUUGUCUCGUGUCUCCUGCCGCUUCUCCGAUUGAAUUACGAAUACUAUCCUAAUCGAGACAAAUCAUGCUCCCUAGAAACGCUAAGCUCCCUGGACGAUCAGACCGCCACAAAUAUCCUUCUUUCGAUGGCUGGAACACGGAAGAACGACACGGACUUGAUCAGGAACCUACGUGGACUAGCUGGACCUUGGAUGUACGGCAGCAACCGGCCAAUGAGACGACGUUUCAGUCAGACAGUGCGUCGCAAUUCGAUUCCUGCCUCCCAGUCACAUAUAAACGAAGAUGUCAGAACGUCUGGGUGGGAGUACGUGAACGAAUGGUUACUGUCUCGCAGCUCGGCGGACCCGGAAGCAGUAGUCAAUGCCUUCAUCAAUUGGGAUGGCCCUGGAGACGUUGAUUUGGGUGGCUAUGUUGAAGAAGAGACACUGUCAAUGGAUCAAUCAAAGCAGCUACUGUACCGAUAUGGCCAGACGGGCCUAGCUGUUAUCUAUCAGAGUCCGGAGGUAUCUCUUGACGGGUCGAUUCGCGUCCUCGAACGGGUCAGCAACCUUCUCGGAUUGGAGAAGUCGUUAUUCGUAGCAUCCGAUAAUUCAACUCUCCCUUCUGUUGAAUUCGAUGCUGGCCCAAUUCAGUCAGUGUCAAGAGCAACGCUGUUCCAGAACGCUCUCCUCGUUCCUACGAAUCCGCUAACUUAUCCGUCACCGUCAUCUAUAUCCUUCAUUAGUGGCCUUCUUCUCUCACUACGUGUUCUCAAGGAGCUAGGGCAUCACAUUCCGUGCAGGACAGCAACUAAUAUCUGCCUUCAUAGCAACCAAGAUAUGCAGCUGUAUGAGCUGCGCAGUAUGAUGACGUCAAUCGCGCAAUCGAGAUCCAUUAGAGACUGGAGAACAGUCCGUCAGAAGUUGUUAUGGUUACGGGAUUGGAAAGCAGAGACUGAAAGGACAGCCGAGAGCGAGCGGUGCUGCCAUGGUCUCUUUUUCAGGGUCCCACUAAGUACUAUCGAAAUUGAGAUCCUGAAGAUUCUGCUAGAAGUCAAAGAAUACGACCUAGCUGCCAAUAUCUAUAUAAGGUCUAAUUCGGCAUUGAACUCGAUGCAGGUGGAGGAUGCAGUUAAGGAAUCCAUAUUUGCGGCGUACGACAAUGCGAGCAACGGUAACAGGUCACGAGGUAGAAUGCAAAGGGCAUACGAAAUCCUGCAAGCUUUUCAGCCACACUUCCCGGGGUCUACUUCGUUGAAGCAGCUACAGGCCCUAAUCUCAGCAACGCACGCUCUAUCUUUUUACUCUUUAACUCUUCAGCACGGCGUUCCUUUUCAACCUGUCAGUAUCCGCGUCCAUCCAGACCCCCUUUCUUUGAUCGAAAAGGUGCUCGAUCAAAAUCCCAAAAGUUACACCAAACUCGACGACCUUCUCGAUAUCGGUAGAAACCUCGUCUUAGCCGGCUUUCCUCCACGCCCAGCUGACGAUACCGAUUUACACUCACAUUACACGCGCCCUCCCGUCCUGAAACAGGACGACGCCCUCAUCACCGCUGAGCGUCGCAUUAUGUCGCUCGCCAUCUCAUCCGCCUUGUCCUCUGACGAUUUCGGCACCGCAUACUCGUACAUUCUUACCCGCCUCACCCCCCAAACCUCCUCCGCCACAUUCUCCCUUAACUCACCCUCCGGUCCAAAAGACGACAUUACCUGGCGCGCUGUCUACAACGCUGGCCGCUAUCGCCCCACACACUCCCAGUCUUCAUCCACCCCACCACCUCUACACAUACAAAUCACACACCUAUCACAACGCAUGGAACUUCUCUCCCUUGCCCUCAUCUUAGCACCCACCCCCGACCCGCUUCCAGAGAUCCUCGGCGCCUGGCGCCGCGCAGACGAAGAACUUUCCCUCCUCCGUGCCCGCGAAUCGGAUGAAGAAGACGCCUGGGACACCAAGGGCGAUAGAAGCGCUGCCGCCACAUUUCUCCCGGGUGGCUUCAAUCAACCGAACACAGAGCAAGACGUAUUGGAAACAAAACAGCAGCACGCCCGUCGCGCGGCCCGCGCCGCCCAUCACAACCGUCUUGAUUCGGGCGAAGCACCAAUGGGUCUUUUUGAAGUUGCACGCGGUGCUGCGAGAGCACUGCAUAAGAAUGUUGCGUUCCCGUUAUCUGCAUCCGCGUCCGCUUCCGCUUCAUCGUCAAUGUCGCUCGUUGAUCGCACUUCCGAGGAUGACGGCGAGAAUCCGAACGGUGGUACCGGCGACAGUGAUGCGGGGAGAAUAAGGAAGCGAGAUGUCGUUAGUAAUAUGGUUACUGGGGGUCUAGCGAGUGGGAUAGGCUGGGUUCUGGGUGCGCAGCCAGUUAAUAUGAAUAAUAGGCAGUAG
Molecule: messenger RNA, 2838 nt
Organism: Aspergillus nidulans FGSC A4
Lineage: Eukaryota; Fungi; Ascomycota; Eurotiomycetes; Eurotiales; Aspergillaceae
Product: secretory pathway Sec39 family protein
Exons: 3
Coding region: 1-2838 (945 amino acids)
Biological process (GO): retrograde vesicle-mediated transport, Golgi to endoplasmic reticulum
Cellular component (GO): endoplasmic reticulum
Source: RefSeq, a predicted model, not a curated record